Messenger RNA from Gadus chalcogrammus (walleye pollock), 1900 nucleotides. RefSeq names its product trafficking protein particle complex subunit 14-like. Lineage: Eukaryota; Metazoa; Chordata; Actinopteri; Gadiformes; Gadidae. Gene Ontology annotation, molecular function: alpha-tubulin binding. The coding region runs from base 1 to 1230 and encodes 409 amino acids. Gene Ontology annotation, biological process: cilium assembly. Gene Ontology annotation, cellular component: TRAPPII protein complex. The record is from RefSeq and is a predicted model, not a curated record. The transcript is spliced from 11 exons.
AUGGAGGAGAACCAUCCAGUGAUGGUUACAGUGUGGAAGAAGGAAGCAGAGAAUGCAGAGGUGGAGGAGCAGGGCUACCUGAGCAUCCUCCAGCAGCGGGUCCCCACGCACACCUUCAGACACGACCUCAACACCUUUAAAGCACAGGUGAGCACCACCCUGACGGUGCUGCCUCCUCCGACCGUGCGCUGUAAGCAGAUGACCGUCUCGGGGAAGCACCUGACCGUGCUGAAGGUGCUCAACGAGUCCUCCCAGGAGGAGGUGAGCGUGAGGGACGUCCGGAUAAUGCCCAACCUCAACUCCUCCUACCUGCCCAUGAUGCCCGACGGCUCGGUCAUGCUGGUGGACAACGUGUGCCACCAGUCAGAAGAGGUAGGCAUGGCCUCCUUCUGCAAGAUGGAGAGCGCCACCUCCAGUUUACCCAGCAUGCUCAGCACUCUGGAGGAACACGACUUCCUGUUUCAGCUGCACCUCAACGACUGUCCACAGGAUGACUCCAAAGAGGGGCUUGAGGUUCCCCUGGUUCUCGCUGUGCUGCAGUGGUCCACGGCCAAGAUGCCUUUCACCAACUGUAUCUACACCCACUACAGGUUACCCAGCCUCCGCCUGGACCGCCCUCGCUUCGUGAUGACGGCCAGCUGCCCGAGCUCCGUCAGGGUGAAGGAGCACUUCAGGGUCAAGUACGUCCUGCUCAACAACCUGCAGGACUUCCUCGCCGUGAGACUGGUCUGGACACCGGACGGCCGGGGUCACUGUGAUGAUGCGGACCUGAGCGCCGUGGUGUGCCACACCCCCCUGAGUAACCUGGGCCACUGCCGCCGGGGCAGCACCCUGUCCUUCACCGUGGCCUUCCAGAUCCUCAAGCCCGGCCUGUACGAGCUGAGUCAGCACAUGAAGCUGAAGCUGCAGUUCACCGCCUCAGUGACCAACCCGCCCCCUGAUGCCCGCCCACUCUCACGGAAGAACAGCCCCUCCAGCCCGGCGGUGAGGGACCUGCUGGACCGCCACCAGGCCAGCCUGGGCCGCUCGCAGUCCUUCUCCCACCAGCAGCCGUCCCGCUCACACAUCAUGAGGACGGGCAGUGCCAUGGAGCGGCGCGCUAUAACCCCUCCUGUGGGCUCCCCCGUGGGGAGACCGCUGUACCUGCCCCCCCCAGACAAGGCGCUGCUCUCCCUGGACAAGAUCGCCAAGAGAGAGUGCAAGGUUCUGGUGCUGGAGCCCAUCUGCUGAGAGACGGACGGGGGGAGGAGGAGAGCGCUAGAGCAGAGAGAGAGAGAGACGGGGAAACAGGAGUUAAACAGGAAGUAGAUUGAGGGACCGAAGGCAAAAUAGCAGAAUACGUAUCAUCAAGUACAAAGUGUACACAAGUAACUGCUAGGUGGGGAAAAUAGACAAAAGGUCAUAUUGAGUUGGUUUAACACAAGAGAACAGGAGAUGACAUCUGGGGAUUCAGCAAAGUGUUGUUGAACAGGUCAGUCCUUAGCUAAAGACUGUUCAAUGGGACAGUCCUUAACUAAAGACAGUUCAACAGGGCAGUCCUUAACUAAAGACUGUUCAACGGGACAGUCCUUAACUAAAGACUGUUUAACAGGACAGUCCUUAACUAAAGACUGUCCAAUAGGACGGUCCUUAACCAAAGACAGUUCAACAGGGCAGUCCUUAACUAAAGACUGUUCAACGGGACAGUCCUUAACUAAAGACUGUUUAACAGGACAGUCCUUAACUAAAGACUGUCCAAUAGGACAGUCCUUAACUUAAGACAAAGGCUGUGUCUCAAUGUUGAGGAGGCUUCCUUUAACCUCAGGAUCUAUAAAUGGAAAGUCUUUGUUAGGGAGCUACUUUGUGAAAGUACUUGAAUGAGGCUGCAGAUUAGCAGCACCUGACAACCCAAAAAAUCACU